UUUUUUUUUUAAUUUUCUUUUUCUCAUUUCCAAUUAAUAUUAAUAUAUUAUGGAACAAGGACAAGGACAUUUAAAUAAUGGACAGCAACAUUAUGAAGUAUUAAUGAAAAGAUUAGCAGACGCCAGUCAAUAUAAAAUAUAUCCUACUAUUAUUCCCAGAAAUGAACUUCCUUUAAGGAAAAUUUUACUAACCACGAGAUUAUGGAAUCAUGUACGUAGACAACAAGCAUUAUUUUCUACAGAAAAUUGGAUACAACAACAUGAAAUCAUUGAAAAAUUAGUUGAACAACAAGAAAAUUUAUUUAUACCCUCUCAACAACAACAAGAUGAUGAUGAUGAUGAUGAUACCCUUCUUAGUAAUAAAAAGCGUACAAGAAAUAAGAAUGAAGAAGGAAUAAUAGAAGAACCACAAAUCAAGAAAUCAAAAUCAACAACCCAUUUUCAUUCUUCUUCUCCGGCAGGUCCGGCGACUCAUGGUAACAAUCCCCCUACUGCUACCACCACCAGUGCUACUUCUCCACCUAAUAGCCCCACUACUGUCUUAUUAAGUGCAUGAUGAUGAUGGAUAAUUCAGUUCUAAAAAUAGUCCCCCUUAAAUACGGUAAAAGGUAUUUCCGUUAUCCUUUAUUAUAUUAUAUAUAUUAUUUGUAUAUGUAUAUUAUAUGGUUGUAUAUCUGCUAGUUAUUCCUAUUUACAUAAAUUGGUUAUAAUAAUAAUAAUAAUAAAACGUCAAAAUUAUAUGUCAAUCUUUGCUCCACACACACCUUUUUUUUUUUUGCUCUGUUCCCCAGAAAUUAGUAAUGUACCCUACAAAAAAAAACAGCUUAGUGUUACACAUAAA
This is a messenger RNA of Cokeromyces recurvatus, 841 nucleotides long. RefSeq lists its product as uncharacterized. Lineage: Eukaryota; Fungi; Mucoromycota; Mucoromycetes; Mucorales; Mucoraceae. The coding region runs from base 50 to 556 and encodes 168 amino acids. The record is from RefSeq and is a predicted model, not a curated record. The transcript has 2 exons.